GUUUUGGUCAUUGCGCAGUAACAAUACGAGAGUAGAGAUAGCGAGCACACUCAGUGCAACUUAGGACUUUCCUGUAAAUCCGUAUUUUCAGUUUGGGUUGAGAUGAGAGGUAGCGAGUGUAGCGUUCUGGUUUGAGUGAUGUGGGUUCGCACAUGUGAUGAAUUUGAGGUUUAGUGAUUUCAGUUUGUAAACUCGUAUACUACCAUGACUUAUGUGAUAAUCAGACGAGUGAAACAUUUUGUUUUUACUUCAAAUACUCAUCGGUAACUAUAAGUAAUUUUGAAAUUGAUAUUCGUAUUAGAUAAAAGAAGCUCAAACUAUUAAGAAGCACGCAAGGAAAACGUCUUCCGACGUUAGAUGAUGAUGAAAUUAUAUUUGUUUUGUGUUUGUAUAAUUGUUUAUGGUGUACAUUAUACAAAAGCGCAUUACACGCAACAAUGGGCUGUGCAAAUAGAAGGUGGAUCUAAAAUAGCCGACGAAGUUGCUAGAGACCACGGAUUUAUUAAUCAUGGACUGAUAUUUGAAGAUCAUUACCAUUUUUCACAUAGCGGUGUAGCUAAACGAUCUUUAAAACCUAAUUCGGAAAAGAAGGCGAGGCUUGCUGUUGAUGCGAGAGUUAAAUGGGCUCAGCAACAGAAAGCUAAAAGGAGAGUUAAAAGAGAUUUAAAGUUGCAAGAUUCCGAUCCUCAAUGGCCAUCGAUGUGGUAUUUGAAUAGAGGUAAUGGCCUGGAUAUGAAUGUUAUACCAGCAUGGAUGGAGGGUAUCACAGGCAAAGGAGCAGUAGUUACAAUAUUAGAUGACGGUCUGGAAAAGGAUCACCCUGAUUUAUUACAAAACUAUGAUCCCAUGGCAUCCUAUGAUGUUAAUGGCCAAGACUCGGAUCCCAGUCCCCGAUAUGACAUGAUCGACUCAAACAGGCACGGCACUAGAUGUGCGGGGGAAGUUGCUGCGACGAGUAACAAUUCCGUAUGCGCGCUCGGUGUGGCCCAUGGAGCUCAAGUAGGAGGAGUUAGAAUGUUAGACGGGGAUGUUACGGAUGCCGUGGAAGCGAGAUCGCUAAGUCUAAAUCCGCAUCACAUAGACAUAUAUAGCGCAUCGUGGGGUCCUGACGAUGAUGGUAAAACAGUAGAUGGACCCGGAGAAUUGGCAACAAGGGCUUUUAUAGAGGGAGUCAGUAAGGGGCGUAACGGAAAGGGAUCGAUAUUUGUCUGGGCUUCAGGAAACGGUGGUAGAGAUCACGAUAAUUGCAACUGUGACGGCUAUACGAAUUCCAUUUAUAGCUUGUCGAUAUCAAGCGCUACGGAACAUGGACAUGUGCCGUGGUAUAGUGAAGCGUGUAGCUCUACAUUGGCUUCGACUUAUAGCAGCGGGUCUGUAGGCGAAAGACAAGUUGUUACGACUGACUUAAGGCAUUCUUGUACAAGCAGCCACACAGGUACAAGUGCAUCAGCACCUCUCGCAGCCGGAAUAUGUGCUUUAGCUUUAGAAGCAAACCCCAAUUUAACUUGGAGGGAUAUGCAACAUAUAGUUGUACGUACUGCUAGGCCGCAGAAUUUAAUUGCCGCAGAUUGGCAGACUAACGGAGUAGGUAGAAACGUUUCACAUAGCUUCGGAUAUGGUCUAAUGGAUGCCUAUGCUAUGGUCCAACUCGCUAAAAAUUGGGUGACUGUUCCCGAACAGCGUAAAUGUGAAAUAACCGCCCCUCAUGUUCUCAAGCCAAUCCCCGCAAAAAGUGUAGUAGUUUUACAGUUGCAAGUUAGUGAGUGUGAAGGAGUUGAGGUUUUAGAACACGUUCAGGCUAAAUUAACGAUAUUUUCACAAAGGCGAGGUGAUUUAAAUAUCCAGUUAACAUCACCGAUGGGCACAAGAGUUACGCUAUUAGCUCAUAGAGCGCAUGAUAAUUCAAGAUCGGGCUUUAAUUUCUGGCCCUUUAUGUCUGUCCAUUCUUGGGGCGAGUCACCGUUCGGGACUUGGCAGUUGGAGAUACAUAACGAUGGUCGACUUUUGGGUGAAGUUAAGGCUUGGCAAUUGACUUUAUAUGGUACUUCUACUCCGCCUGUUUAUGACCUCCGACAGAGUGGAAAGACGACUACACUUUCAGAAAUAUACAACGAAGAAAUUUCUCACAAUUCCAUUGAUGAUACUUCAUCAAACUGGAAAGGAGGGGCGGAGAACCGAAAGGACACUCUAGAAGUGGAAGAAAAAGAAAAAAGUACAUCAGGUUGUGCGAAAAAAAAAGGCAAUUUAUGUUUAGAAUGCCUUCCAAAUUAUUACCUGCACCAAGGAAGCUGUCUACAGGAAUGCCAUGAAAAAUAUUACAACAGCAUUUUAGAUUAUUCCGAAAAUGAAGAAGAACUAGAUUUAGCAAGAAACCAGACCUGUUUGCCAUGCCAUUAUACGUGCAAAAAUUGUAGAGGAUCAAUGGACUAUCAUUGCACGGAGUGUUACACGGAUGCUAAAAUUGUACACGCUUCGUCUAGUGAAUCGUACUGUUAUCCUAUACAUAUAAUGACUGAAGUUUUAUCUGAGAAAUGGUAUUACAGGAUGUUCACUAUGACGUAUAUUUUAGUUAUUGUUGUUACAAUUCCUUCUGUGAUUUAUCUUUGUAUUAAACGUAGGCAAAUAUUCCAAAGUGAUAAACAGGAAUAUGCACAUUUCGAUAUUGUCGAGAAUAUACGUGAAAUGGAAAAAGAUAUUAAGUCAACUGUUUAUACCGACAGUGAAUAAUUUGAUAUUAAGAUAUAUUCAUGUGUCUGGCACAUAGCCCUUUGAAAAAAUGAGGGCCCAUUGCUGGAAGAUUUCACGUUUACAAUUGUUUCAGUGUUUAUAUAGUGGACAAUCGUGUUGUAACUCGUAAAACUAUAAUUAUUUUUAAAUUUUACUUGUAAAUAACUCGCGUAAUCAUUUUCUUUUACCACAUUUCCGCACUCAAAUAUUGUUGACAUGUUGCCAUAUGUUCUAUUAAAAAAAGGUAUAUUCAUAGUUUUAUUGUAACAUAACUGUUAUUAGAUGCAUAUUCAUUCAUUCCACGUAUGAUAUUGGAGAACAUAAACAAUGAAUAGCUAAAAUAAUCAGGAUAUUUUGAUAAAACUGUUGUCUUAAAAAUUCAUAUAAUACAGUUCUUUUUAUUAAAAUAUUCAAAUUUAGCAAAAUUGUA
Anoplophora glabripennis (Asian longhorned beetle) is the source of this 3157-nucleotide messenger RNA. RefSeq names its product furin-like protease 1. Bases 358 to 2727 code for a protein of 789 amino acids. The record is from RefSeq and is a predicted model, not a curated record. Gene Ontology annotation, molecular function: serine-type endopeptidase activity. Gene Ontology annotation, biological process: peptide hormone processing. Lineage: Eukaryota; Metazoa; Arthropoda; Insecta; Coleoptera; Cerambycidae. The transcript has 10 exons. Gene Ontology annotation, cellular component: Golgi membrane; trans-Golgi network.